AUGUCUUGCACUUCACCCUACACAGCAGCUGAAGGGGCCCUGCGCACCCCGCCUCUGGAGCGCGUCCUGAUUCCCUGGGUGCAGUCUGGAGCCAGGAGGUGGUGGGCUCCAGUGGUUGGCUCAUUCCUGCCCUCCAAGAAAGACAUUACACUCGCACAACGAAUGAAGGCUUCUUUACACCACCCCAGGGCCUGUGUAGUUUGUGGCAUCAGGGUGGAUGUGCUGCUGCAGUGUGAGAAAGACAAAGACCAGACUGGACAGGCAUCCCAGGGCCAGGCUGCAACAGGGCCUGGAGAAAAGGUCAGCAGAGACCCUCAGUCCUUGAGGGCUGGCCCCGUGGGUGGAGUGGGGGGACAGGCCGGCUGGGGGUCCAGGGUGAGCCCAGGCCCCAAGGCCCUGCGUGCUGAUCCUCCCUCUGUGUGGGGAAAGGGGCCCACAGCUCCUCCAGCAGACCCCCCUGGCAGCCUCCUGUGCCCAGUGUCCUGA
This is a messenger RNA of Rangifer tarandus platyrhynchus (Svalbard reindeer), 486 nucleotides long. The record is from the annotation of a GenBank genome assembly. Lineage: Eukaryota; Metazoa; Chordata; Mammalia; Artiodactyla; Cervidae.